GCCGUGUUUAUCACAACAAAAAAUAAUACAAUAUGUGUCAUGAAGAAAAUUGUGGAAGUAUUUCGCACUGGUUUAAUAAGUUAUCAAAACGGGUUAAACAUACAAAAAUAUUUUAUUUCAGUUUAUAAUAAUUCAGCGGAUUUUAAAACAUUUAAAAACAUCUUAAUAUUAGCUGAACAUAAACCCGUUUACACUAUUGGUAUUAGAUCCAAGAAUUAUACAAUAAAAGAUGAAGAAAAGCUAAAAAGUUUUGGAGCAGAGUUUUACAAAACGGACCGUGGUGGAUUAAUCACAUUUCAUGGGCCUGGUCAGUUAAUUUUAUAUCCCAUAUUACAUCUUAAACUAUUCAAACCUAGUGUUAGGUGGUACGUAAAUAGUUUGGAAGAAACUGUAAUAAGUACGUGCAACAAAUUUGGGAUAAAAGCAAUAAGAACUGAACAUACUGGAAUAUGGAUAGGAAGUAACAAAAAAAUAUGUGCUAUAGGGAUUCAUGUUUCCCAAUAUAAAACUAGUCACGGAAUUGCUUUAAAUUGCAAUACUGAUUUAAAAUGGUUUGAGCACAUAAUUCCAUGUGGUAUUGAGGACAAAUAUAUGACUUCUUUGUCUAGAGAAUUAAAUCGGAAUAUUACUAUUGAUAUGGUUAUACCAAAGUUGUUAGAUAGCUUUAGUGAAAUAUUUGAAUGUAAAGUUGUAAAAAUGAACUUAGAAACUAGUGAGCCAAAAUUAUUUUCGGUUUAGAAUAUUGUACUUUCGGAAAAAUUCGUGUACAUAUCUAUAUAUUAGUUUUUUUUAAAUUAUUUUAAAUAAUUAUAAAAUUAUAUAAUAAAUAGUCAUUGAU
Molecule: messenger RNA, 838 nt
Organism: Condylostylus longicornis
Lineage: Eukaryota; Metazoa; Arthropoda; Insecta; Diptera; Dolichopodidae
Gene: Lipt2
Product: putative lipoyltransferase 2, mitochondrial
Exons: 1
Coding region: 40-738 (232 amino acids)
Biological process (GO): protein lipoylation
Cellular component (GO): mitochondrion
Molecular function (GO): lipoyl(octanoyl) transferase activity
Source: RefSeq, a predicted model, not a curated record